ACUUGUUCAAAAAAGUAUCAGGAGUUGUCAAGGCAGAGAGAGAGAGUGUGUGUGUUUGCAAAAGGGGGUAAAGUAGUUUGCUGGCUCUUUAAGACCGAGGUGGAGAGAGAGAGAGAGAGAGAGAGAAAGAGAGAGAGAGAGCGGCAGGCUGAGAAAAGGGAAAAAGGAGGAAGAAGUUUUUUAAAAUCAAGACUCCGGCGGUAAUAAUAGCAGUUAUUAGCAUUAUUAAUCCAUCAGCGAAGAGGAAGAUCCUGAUCUUGAUCCAAGUGUGGUUUUGGGGAGUCCCCCUCCCCCCUUUCCUACCCCUCCCUAGGAAAAAAAAAAAAGUCCGGCUUGGGACUCCGCUGCGGCUGUUCCUCGUUUCUCUGCUCAAGGCUGGUUUCAGGCAAAAGUAGUUUGAAUGUACAACAUGAUGGAAACCGAGCUGAAACCUCCCGCCCCCCAGCAAACUUCGGGGGGAGGCACAGGCAACUCCAACUCGGCCGCCAACAACCAGAAGAACAGCCCGGACCGGGUCAAGCGGCCGAUGAACGCGUUCAUGGUCUGGUCCCGCGGGCAGCGGCGGAAAAUGGCCCAGGAGAACCCGAAGAUGCACAACUCCGAGAUCAGCAAGCGGCUCGGGGCGGAGUGGAAACUUUUAUCCGAGGCGGAAAAGAGACCCUUCAUUGACGAAGCCAAGCGGCUCAGAGCUCUGCACAUGAAGGAGCACCCGGAUUAUAAAUACCGACCCCGGAGGAAAACCAAGACCCUCAUGAAGAAGGAUAAGUACACGUUGCCGGGGGGCUUACUGGCACCGGGCACCAAUACCAUGACGACUGGGGUAGGGGUUGGGGCCACCUUGGGAGCUGGGGUGAACCAGAGGAUGGACAGUUACGCGCACAUGAACGGCUGGACCAACGGAGGCUAUGGGAUGAUGCAAGAGCAGCUCGGCUACCCGCAGCACCCGGGCUUGAACGCGCACAACGCGGCGCAGAUGCAGCCUAUGCACCGCUACGACGUGAGCGCCCUGCAGUACAACUCCAUGACCAGCUCGCAGACUUAUAUGAACGGAUCGCCUACCUACAGCAUGUCCUACUCCCAGCAAGGGACCCCGGGCAUGGCCCUGGGCUCCAUGGGCUCGGUGGUCAAGACGGAAUCCAGCUCCAGUCCCCCCGUAGUCACUUCCUCGUCUCAUUCAAGGGCUCCUUGCCAAGCUGGGGACCUUCGGGACAUGAUCAGCAUGUAUCUACCAGGUGCUGAAGUACCAGAACCAGCUGCCCCAAGCAGACUUCAUAUGUCCCAACACUACCAGAGUGCACCUGUUCCUGGCACAGCCAUUAAUGGCACACUCCCUCUAUCACAUAUGUAAGACAAAGGGGCCGGGGG
Molecule: messenger RNA, 1365 nt
Organism: Corvus hawaiiensis (hawaiian crow)
Lineage: Eukaryota; Metazoa; Chordata; Aves; Passeriformes; Corvidae
Gene: SOX2
Product: SRY-box transcription factor 2
Exons: 1
Coding region: 401-1348 (315 amino acids)
Biological process (GO): anatomical structure morphogenesis; regulation of DNA-templated transcription; cell differentiation
Molecular function (GO): RNA polymerase II cis-regulatory region sequence-specific DNA binding; DNA-binding transcription factor activity, RNA polymerase II-specific
Source: RefSeq, a predicted model, not a curated record